Messenger RNA from Eruca vesicaria subsp. sativa (arugula), 558 nucleotides. Lineage: Eukaryota; Viridiplantae; Streptophyta; Magnoliopsida; Brassicales; Brassicaceae. The record is from the annotation of a GenBank genome assembly.
AUGGUGUUACUGGGUCAUGCUUUCCUUAGACUCACAGAUAGCAAGCUCUCUAGCAUCUUAAAGAUUUCAAGUGGAUGUCAAAUAGAUGAUCACGCGCCUUAUGAUCGUAGGAGGGAUCAAUCUUGGCGUGAAAAGCAGAAGGACAAGAAGGAUGAUAGUGUGGCUCGUGGAAAGGUUGAUCAUAGAUCAUCCGGUGCAAUUGUUCCCUAUGAACAAUCACGCUAUACAUCUGAAAAGGUACCCGAGAGAUCAACUCCUCCUAAACAUGAUGAUUCUUAUGAUCAAAAGGGAGAGGGAUCAGAGACAAUUCGCCACGAGGGAAGGAAAAAAGUUGCCAGUACAAUUAUUUCUCCAGCGCUUAGGAUUCAAUCAAUGGAAGAGAAUGUGACUAUCCGAAGCAAGAGUAUCACACGUUCUCUUACUUUUUCACCUAGACCGGCGAAAAAUGAUGCACAAGAUGCGCAAGUCAUCGAAGCUUUGAGUGGGAUGGAUCAUCAAGCUGCUGAGAAUGAGGUUCAGUUAAUGGAUGAAGAUGAUCUUCUAAGUGAGGAACUCUGA